This is a messenger RNA of Fopius arisanus, 2562 nucleotides long. It is a transcript of the gene Snap25, whose product is annotated as Synaptosomal-associated protein 24kDa. Lineage: Eukaryota; Metazoa; Arthropoda; Insecta; Hymenoptera; Braconidae. The coding region runs from base 277 to 924 and encodes 215 amino acids. Gene Ontology annotation, cellular component: SNARE complex; plasma membrane. Gene Ontology annotation, biological process: synaptic vesicle priming; exocytosis; synaptic vesicle fusion to presynaptic active zone membrane. The record is from RefSeq and is a predicted model, not a curated record. Gene Ontology annotation, molecular function: syntaxin binding; SNAP receptor activity. The transcript is spliced from 7 exons.
CCCCGGAACUAGGGGCAUCAGAUGUUUUAUAUUCAAUCGUACAUGACAUUACGCAGUGGUGUACGGCGUGAACGCCCUUCCGACUGAUUUCAACUCACUCCAACACUUCUGACUGGAUUUCACCAUCGACUGCUGUCAAAGCUCAGAUCAAUUCGCAAUAAUCAAUUGAAAAUCCAACGGGCAGGCCAUCUCCAUCCAGUUUCAACACGGAAACACGUCGGGCACUGGAGGCUCGACACUCAGACUUGAACUUGAAAUAGCGGGAAAAAAGCAGACAUGCCAGCACCAACAACAGCGGCAGAUCCUGCCGAGGGUGGUGGUCCACCUCGUACGGAACUCCAGGAGUUACAGCUCAAGGCCGGCCAAGUGACCGAUGAAUCCUUGGAAAGUACACGGCGUAUGCUGGCAUUAUGCGAGGAGAGCCACGAGGUCGGGAUGAAAACUCUCGUUAUGCUGGACGAACAAGGCGAGCAAUUGGACCGAAUCGAAGAGGGCAUGGAUCAAAUAAAUGCUGAUAUGCGUGAAGCUGAGAAAAAUCUCACGGGGAUGGAGAAAUGCUGUGGACUCUGUGUUCUACCUUGCAACAAAGGGGCCAGCUUUAAGGAGGACGAGGGUACGUGGAAGGGCAACGACGAUGGAAAAGUCGUCAACAACCAGCCCCAGCGUGUCAUGGAUGAUCGCAAUGGUCUUGGCCCUCAGGGUGGCUACAUUGCUAAAAUCACUAAUGACGCCCGAGAAACGGAGAUGGAGGACAACAUGGGACAGGUCAACACAAUGAUCGGAAAUUUGAGGAACAUGGCCAUCGAUAUGGGUAGUGAACUCGAAAAUCAGAAUCGACAAAUUGAUAGGAUCAAUCGCAAAGGAGAGUCCAACGAGACUCGAAUACAGGUUGCGAACGAGCGGGCACAUCAACUCCUCAAAUAAAUUGUCUCAGCCUAGCCUAUAUUUUCCUUGAAUUUAUUGGAUCGUUUAAUUCUCCCCAUGCCCCAAAAUCCUCGUUGAGUCUAGAUUUUUUUCCUAAAAUUAACGCAGAGAGAAAAACCGAGAUGAUAAUAAUUAAUUGAAUUAUCUCUCUGCACUCUUUCAACGCUUAACCGCAUCAUUGAGACCAUUUUACAUUCUAAUUAGACGGUCGACGUUAAAAUAAUUCGUUGUGCAAUUGAAAUUUUUAAUUACUUAGUAAUUGGCUAGAUUUUGACACUGAUGUGGUGAGCGGAUAUUUUAUUCCAACAAUUGAGACGACAAAUUGACAAAUUAAAUAAAUCUAUAUACUAUUUCAGAGAAAUCCAUUAUCUUUUGAAAAAAUUCCAAUUAUCAAAUUUAUUGUUGCAAUGAAUGCUAAUUAACCACAUAGCGAUUGAUAGACGAACCAUUUUAUUUAUUAAUGUUAUCGGAGAAAAUCAUUUAAAAAAUAUUCAAUGGCUUGUUACACUACAUAUUACCAUGCCACAAUUUAAAAAAAAACCAAUAAAAAGUUGAAAAAAAUAUAGUGCACAAAAAUUUGGGAUAUUUACGCCCGGUUGACUAAAUACAUAAUUAGGUAAAUGAGUGAUAAGUGCAGAGGCUGAGAGAAGAUUAAAGAUUGUUUGGAAGAAAUUACGAUUGGCGUUUGGUAAAAAAAUAUUCCUAAAUUCUCAUUGAAAGCAAAAUUUGUUGAUUCCUCUAGGGAGGAAAAUGUAAUUGUUAUAGUUAUUCUGUUCUUCAUGUCCAUAAUGAACAUUCCAUCGAUCAUAUUCUAGAUAUUUUCAGUCGAUACCGGAGGGAGGAUUGUUUUUUUUUUUCUUUACGAGCGAAAAAGAGAAGUAAUGGAAACGGCGCUACAUAGACUUCAUAUUAAUUGGCCUGUCCUCACAUGAACUGCAAAAACGAAACUGUCAAACAGAUAAAAUAAGAGUACGUGAUAAGGAGCAAUAUACGAAUGAGUACCUGUCCUGCGCAAGUCGUAUAGGAUGCUUUUUCUUUCAAAAACCCAAAAUUUGGAGCGCGACACCAUAUCGUGAAAGAAAACCCCAUGGGAAAGAAUGUGCACUUGGUUUUGUACAAGUAAAAUGCAAAGAAAAUAGAGAACUGUCGAUGACAUGUGAUGAAUCAUUCAUAUCAAGCACAUGUGACCAGAGCAACAGCAUCGAUAAUUUUUCUCCCUAUUUGUUUAGCCAUCACAGGGAACAUUGUGAAUAUUUGUAGAUAUUGAACAAAAAAAAAUGUGAAAAGAUGAGAUUUGAAUCUAAUCUGAAUAAAACCAUUCCUAGAGUUUAAUAUGAUAUAUAUGAAAAUUAUUGAAUGAAAAGAGGAAAAGAGAGUUCAAUUUUGCGUGCGGAUGAUAAAUGAAUUCAAGUGCUGUGCACGGUUUGAAUAAAUCAUUAUUUCGUGGUAUUUUGGGUUUUUUAGGUGAACAAUUUUUUAAGAUCCAAAAUAGUUAUUUAGAAUAUUGUACUUAUGAGGAACACGAAAAUCUCAGAUAUUAUAUGUAUUAUAACUUCAUUGCAGUCAAAGGCAAGAUUUAUUAUGGUUGCUUAUGUACUUAAGUUUCGGAUUAUAAUAAAAUAUGAGCAAUAGAUAACA